Molecule: messenger RNA, 480 nt
Organism: Darwinula stevensoni
Lineage: Eukaryota; Metazoa; Arthropoda; Ostracoda; Podocopida; Darwinulidae
Source: the annotation of a GenBank genome assembly
AUGCAUCCAUUCAAGAUUGUCCGUCGGGAGUCCAAGAGCUUGGGAGUGACCGUGACCGUGGCCAUGACCAUGACCAUGACCAUGGCUAUGGCUAUGGAUUCCUCUCAGUCGCCAACUCCUGCUCGACCAGAACUUCACCAUUCACCCGUCGAUCCCUUUGAUAGUACCGAAUUAGUACUGAAAGAGAGAGAAGACAAAAGAACCGUGUCCUUUGAGUACCAUGGGUCAGGGGCCUUGACCGAUGAAAAUGCGAAGACGGAUUACGAUGUGAAAAUGUGCUGCUUUCGACGCACAUUCAAUGCGCUUCUGGUCCUUCUCUCUUCCACGCUCCUCCAGGUGAGCUGGGGUCAGGUGGAGGGAGAGGCGAGGAAUGGCCUGGGGCCCGAGUUUAACCCUCUGGUCACCGCCGUCUGUCGCAAGGGCAUCAUGACCAUCACCGUCCAGACCGAGGACCCCUUCUUUGGUAUGAACUUGCGCUGA